UAAUCCACUGACUGUUGGAACCAUGGCCAGACUUUCUAUCUACCCUGUGCUGGAAAAUAUAUUUCAACAUAACUAACACCACAAAACAUAGCCACUGCCAUUCAUAGCAGCACAAAUAUUGCUGCGUGCUUGUAUAAAGCUUCGACGUCACAACGUCAUUAUCAGCAAAGAAAAUUUUGUGAACCAAGCAGGAUUAUAUUGUCCGUUUCAAAUAUCGUAACAAAUCAUAUUAUUUUUUGUAAAAAUUCGAGUGAAAUAAUCGUCAAUUUGCUAAACUCAUAUUCUUCAAUAAUAUCAAAUUCUAGUCAGAUUGUUCUGCAGUCACACUGGUGUGGCAUACGGAAAGCUUUUUUAUAUAAAUUCGCGAUUGUCGUUUUGAAACUUUUUCGUACAUUUUUUUUUGUAGUUAAUUUCGUUUGAGUAUAACAGAACGAAUUUUCAGUGGUAGAAAAACUGUCGUGCAUAAAACCGAAUAUUGAUUUUCCUGUGUUGUGUGUGGGCAUAUAAUGUUUUAAACCGAGUUUUAUUGAAAAGGUGGUUUUUGUAUAGCGACGAUAAACAUUUAAGAUGGUUUAAGAUAACAAUAUAAAUUGCUACCAUAUGUGCGGAAAAAUAAUGCAAAAAGAAACGAUGUUUCAAUUAAUUGUGCUUAUGAUAGAGCUAGGAUUUUGUAUACAAAUUUCGUUAGCUGAAACGGAAUAUUUUCCAGGUCUACGAAAACCACCUCAAUCGCCAAGUUGGGGCCAAGUUCAAAGUCAAAAUGAAAAUGCAUAUCUUCUAUCUCAAUUAACGAAUAUCAUCGAAGAGCAGGCUCGACGUCACUAUCAGCAACAACUGCAGCAUCAAAAGAAUCUCCAAAUGAAGCAUCAACACAAUCAUGGCCCAUCGCCACCAGACGAUGAUUUUUUCCAACGUACACCUGCGUUUUCCUAUGAAUUUCCCGAAAAAACUUCGUCUGACGACGCGAUUCCGUUCGCAAUAAGUCCGGCCGAUCCACGAUUCUAUGAUUCCACCACAGAACUGCGAGAUAACUAUGAACGAUCUCAAGAUGAUAACGUUCAAUAUGCAGUCGAACAAAACAAGUUGAGUCAGUCGCACAGUACUGAUGAUAAGGUACCAUCUUAUAAAAUGAAGGCACCGAUGGAAGUGAAACCGAAGACCAAUAACAAUUUGUCAUCGAAGUCAAUGGAUGUUUUCACCCGGAAUGAUUUGAAACUUUUGUACGAGGAAUUGCAGAAAAAUGGACAAGAGGAUGUGAUCAUCAAUUCGGGUCUAAAUGGUCGAUUUAGGAGCGAUGUAAUCAAAAAACAUAUGGAAAUGGAUUCCGCAACGGGAAUGUACGUUGUAGCGUUGAUUGCUGGCGUGAGUGCUGCAGUAACCGUUGGACUUAUUGCAUUGGGAAUAGGUUGGUAUACCUUGCAUAAAAAAGGAAUUGCGGCCGCUGAUGUCGAAUAUCCAGCAUACGGAGUUACUGGUCCAAACAAAGAGAUUUCACCAUCGGGUGAUCGACGGUUGGCACAGAGUGCUCACAUGUAUCACUACCAGCAUCAAAAGCAACAGAUCAUAGCGAUGGAAAAUCGUGUCAACAACGACCGCAACGGUUCGUUGUCGGAUGUAGAGAGUGAUGAUGAAAACGAAGAAGGAGAUUACACGGUGUACGAGUGUCCCGGACUAGCGCCGACUGGCGAGAUGGAAGUUAAAAAUCCACUGUUCCUCGACGAUCCAACUCCAGCCACUCCAGCAAAUGCGAACAAUUCGAAAAAGGCAUCUCAAACACUUCCAUCUAAUGCACCUUCAGCCAAGUCAAAUCAAACGAACGAAGGCAAAAAGUAAAACUUUUUCUUACCAAUUUUUUUCCUUAAAUUAACAUGACUGCGGCCUCUUGUCGUCCUUAAAUCAUUAAAAAAAA
Molecule: messenger RNA, 1909 nt
Organism: Bradysia coprophila
Lineage: Eukaryota; Metazoa; Arthropoda; Insecta; Diptera; Sciaridae
Cellular component (GO): membrane
Source: RefSeq, a predicted model, not a curated record